Molecule: messenger RNA, 3138 nt
Organism: Capsella rubella
Lineage: Eukaryota; Viridiplantae; Streptophyta; Magnoliopsida; Brassicales; Brassicaceae
Product: potassium transporter 9
Exons: 8
Coding region: 551-3067 (838 amino acids)
Biological process (GO): potassium ion transmembrane transport
Cellular component (GO): membrane
Molecular function (GO): potassium ion transmembrane transporter activity
Source: RefSeq, a predicted model, not a curated record
UUAACUGCUCGUGUCUCUCUGUGCCACUCGUCUUCAGUUUUGUCAGCGUCUUCACAUGAGUUCUUCUUCUCUAUAGAUCUCUUCUUCUUCUUCUUCUUCUUCUUCUUCUUCUUCUUUCUGUUGUUGUUGUUCACUGGUGUCUUUCUUUUGUAAAAUUAUCUAAAAACAAGGAAUACGGAAAAGAAAAAAAUACCAUAUUCUUCAAAAAGCCGUGUUCUUUUCGCGUCAUUUGAUUGACUGAUUCUGUUCUUUUUUGUUUUUUCCAAAAAAGUAUUUUUUCAUAAAACAAAAAGAGGAUCCUUUAUUACACAAAAGAAAAUUGUUUUAUCCAAUUUCAUCAGAAAACAGAGUUGCUCUGUUGUAAUAAAUAACAGCGAAGAAAAAGAACUCGACUCAAUUCAUUUACUUAGAGAAGAAAAAGUUUCGAUUUUUUUUUGUCUCGUGUCAGGCGAAAAUUUCUCCAAAUGGUACUCAGAUUCUAGGCUUCGACUAGUUUGAUUCGGGCAGGAAUCAGUUUACGGGGAUCUUCGAGUUCUGUUGUGUUACAAAAAUGGCGGAAAGGGUCGAAUCCUCUGUUACAGAAGGAGAAAAUACAAUUGAAGAAAGAGAAGUAGGAGCUAUGUGGGAAUUAGAGAAGAAACUUGAUCAACCCAUGGAUGAAGAAGCUAAUAAGGUCAAUAACAUGUAUAGAGAAAAGUAUUCAAUUUGGACGAUUCUGAGGCUGUCGUUUCAAAGUCUAGGAAUAGUUUAUGGAGAUUUGGGUACUUCUCCAUUGUAUGUGUUCUACAAUACAUUCCCUGAUGGUAUUGAUGAUAAAGAAGAUGUGAUUGGAGCUCUUUCUUUGAUCAUUUACUCUCUUUUGCUUAUACCUCUCAUCAAGUAUGUCUUCAUUGUCUGCAAAGCUAAUGACAAUGGUCAAGGUGGGACUUUAGCGAUAUACUCUUUACUUUGUAGACAUGCCAAAGUGAAACUGAUCCCGAAUCAGCGACGGAGCGAUGAGGAGCUCACGACUUAUAGUCGAACUUUAUCCACUGAAGGGUCAUUUGCUGCUAAAACCAAGAAGUGGUUGGAGGGUAAAGAAUGGAGGAAGAGAGCUCUUCUGGUCAUUGUUCUUCUCGGGACUUGUAUGAUGAUCGGUGAUGGUAUCUUAACUCCAGCCAUCUCUGGUAAGCUUCUUUGCUUUCUUUACCAAAAAGAUGAUAGGUUUACUCGAACUUUUAGUUUACAGAAUCAUUUUCUUGCAGUUCUUUCGGCUACUGGAGGGAUCAAAGUCAACAGACCAAAGAUGAGCGGCGACGUCGUUGUGCUUGUGUCUAUCGUCAUUUUAAUAGGAUUGUUCAGUAUGCAACACUACGGUACAGACAAAGUCGGAUGGCUCUUUGCGCCUAUCGUGCUUAUCUGGUUCCUCUUCAUUGGAGCCACUGGGGUAUACAACAUUUGUAAACAUGACACAAGCGUGUUAAAAGCCUUUUCGCCCACAUAUAUAUACUUGUACUUCAAAAGGCGAGGUCGAGAUGGCUGGAUUUCGCUCGGAGGCAUUCUGCUCAGUAUAACAGGCACGGAGGCAUUAUACGCAGACAUUGCUUAUUUCCCGUUACUAGCGAUACAGCUCGCCUUUACAUUUUUUGUGUUCCCUUGUCUUCUUCUAGCAUACUGUGGACAAGCUGCGUAUCUUGUGAAUAAUACGGACCACUAUAAAGACGCGUUCUAUGCAUCUAUCCCGGACAGUGUAUAUUGGCCGAUGUUCGUGUUCGCGACAGGAGCUGCAAUCGUUGGGAGCCAAGCUACGAUAUCAGGGACUUAUUCGAUAGUCAAGCAAGCUGUAGCUCAUGGAUGUUUUCCUCGAGUUAAAAUUGUUCAUACCUCCAAGAAGUUCAUCGGUCAGAUCUAUUGCCCUGAUAUUAAUUGGAUACUCAUGCUAGGCUGCAUCGCGGUCACUGCUAGUUUCAAAAAUCAGAGCCAAAUUGGAAAUGCAUAUGGGACCGCGGUUGUUCUCGUGAUGCUUGUGACCACAAUACUAAUGGUGUUAAUCAUGCUUCUCGUGUGGCAUUGCCACUGGAUCCUUGUCCUUAUAUUCACCGUUCUCUCCCUCUUUGUUGAAUUAUCUUACUUCUCGGCUGUGAUCUUUAAGAUCGAUGAAGGAGGAUGGGUUCCGCUCAUCAUAGCAGCGAUCUCUCUUCUCGUAAUGUCAGUAUGGCAUUACGCAACAGUCAAGAAAUAUGAGUUUGAAAUGCAUAGCAAAGUGUCCAUGAGCUGGAUACUCGGCCUCGGUCCUAGCCUCGGGCUCGUCCGUGUCCCUGGGAUCGGGCUAGUCUAUACGGAAUUAGCGAGUGGUGUCCCUCACAUUUUCUCUCACUUCAUUACCAACCUCCCCGCAAUUCAUUCAGUUGUAGUCUUUGUCUGCGUCAAGUACCUUCCGGUUUACACCGUCACUGAAGAAGAGAGGUUUCUUGUGAAGAGGAUUGGACCAAAAACAUUCCGAAUAUUCCGCUGCGUAGCCAGAUAUGGUUACAAAGAUCUACACAAGAAAGACGACGAUUUCGAAAACAAAUUAUUGAAUAGCCUCUCCUCAUUCAUUCGACUCGAAACAAUGAUGGAGCCAGCUUCAAACUCAAGCACCUACAGCAGUACGUAUUCUGUCAACCAUACACUAGAGUCCAGAGAAGACUUAAACCAUAAUAACAACAACCACCACCACAAUAGCUACAACAACAAUAACAACAUUGAUAUGUUCUCAUCGAUGGUGGACGACACAGUAUCAACUUUAGAUACGAUAGUUCCCGCUGGUUCACCGCAUAACGCGCUGAGUUUCAGUCAGGCAAACACAAUAGAGGAGGAGGAGGUGGAGGUGGAUGAGUUGGAGGUUCUAAAGAACUGUAAAGAAUCAGGGGUUGUUCAUAUUAUGGGAAACACUGUGGUGAAAGCAAGAAAUGGAUCAUGGCUUCCAAAAAAGAUUGCCAUUGAUUAUGUUUAUGCAUUUCUUGCUAAGGUUUGUAGGGAGAAUAGUGUUAUCUUGCAUGUUCCUCAUGAAACCCUUUUGAACGUUGGACAAGUCUUUUAUGUUUAGUUUUUUUUUUUUUCGUCUUUGUAAAACAAUUACAGAUAAAGAGGAAUAAAAGGAUAUUAAAUUUAAGAUUA